AUGAAGUUGGACAAUUACUGGAUCGGUCUAUACGCGGAUGUGGCGAGGCACGUGCGGGCCUGUCCCGACUGUAGCUCUAGCAAAAGUCGACCAAGGAUCCGCGGAUACUCUCCGGGGAACUUACAAGCGGAACGACCGUUUCAGGUUGUUUCGAUGGAUUUUGUAAUACCCUUACCGAAGCCUCGGCGGGGUAACACAGCGGUCUUACUGUUGCAAUGCGCAUUCACGGGGUAUGUGAUGGGCAAAGCUACGGCAGACACGACUGCUCUGAGAGUAGCUCAAGCUCUUGAAAAAUGCGUGUACCGGAGGUUCGGUGCACCUUCUUUCAUCAGACAUGACAGGGACCCUCGAUUCAUGAGCGAGGUGAUCCAGUCGUUCACCGAAAUGAUGCAGUCAAGGUCUAGGGCAACGUUGAGUUACCGGCCCCAGGCCAAUGGCCAGCAAGAGCGCUCGGUCAAGACCGCCAUGCAAUCAAUUGCUGAGAAGCUGAUCUUUGCGAUCAACAACUCAAUGGACACAACGAGGAAAGAGACACCCUUUUUUCUCGUCCAUGGGUGGGGUGCUCAGUCUACACUCAAGGCGAUGUCCUCGUCGUCAAACGAGGACUCGGUCGACAGUCAGACGCACUGGCAUGGCGUCGAGAAGUAA
Messenger RNA from Phytophthora megakarya, 648 nucleotides. NCBI's taxonomy places the organism in Eukaryota, Oomycota, Peronosporomycetes, Peronosporales, Peronosporaceae. The record is from the annotation of a GenBank genome assembly.